AUGUUGGCCAGAAAAAGCAUCAUUCCAGAAGAGUAUGUUCUUGCCCGCAUUGCAGCUGAGAAUUUGGGCAAGCCCCGCAUUCGAGACCGCCAGCGCAAAGCCCGCUUCAUUGCCAAAAACGGCGCGUGCAACCUGGCUCACAAGAACAUCCGUGAGCAGGGACGCUUCCUGCAAGACAUCUUCACCACCUUGGUGGACCUAAAAUGGCGUCACACUUUGGUGAUCUUCACCAUGUCCUUCCUCUGCAGCUGGUUGUUCUUCGCCAUGAUGUGGUGGCUGGUGGCUUUCGCCCAUGGAGACAUGGACAAGCCUUGCACCAAUGAAGAAAUCAGCAAAUGGAAACCUUGUAUCACCUGUGUCAGGUCCUUCAUCUCUGCUUUCCUCUUCUCCAUUGAGGUCCAGGUGACCAUUGGUUUCGGUGGAAGGAUGAUGACCGAAGAAUGUCCUAUCGCCAUCAGUGUUUUGAUCCUUCAAAACAUUGUGGGCUUGAUCAUCAAUGCAGUCAUGCUAGGCUGCAUCUUUAUGAAAACCGCCCAAGCCCACCGGAGAGCAGAAACUUUGAUUUUCAGUCGGAACGCCGUCAUCGCUGUCCGUAAUGGCCACCUGUGUUUCAUGUUCCGCGUAGGGGACCUGAGGAAAAGCAUGAUCAUUAGUGCCUCGGUACGAAUCCAGGUUGUCAAGAAGACCACCACUCCAGAAGGAGAAGUCAUCCCAAUCCACCAGCUUGAUGUUCCGGUAGACAAUCCUCUUGAAAACAACAAUAUUUUCCUGGUGGCUCCGUUGAUCGUUUGCCACGUCAUUGAUAAGCGGAGUCCUCUUUAUGACAUUUCCUCCAAUGACCUGGCCAACCAAGACCUAGAAAUCAUUGUCAUACUUGAAGGUGUGGUGGAAACCACUGGAAUCACCACCCAAGCCAGAACAUCCUACAUAUCAGAAGAGAUCCUCUGGGGUCAUCGCUUUGUGCCCAUCGUCACUGAAGAGGAAGGGACUUACGCUGUCGACUACUCCAAAUUUGGCAACACCAGCAAAGUCGCGGCGCCCCGCUGCAGUGCCAAGGAACUGGAUGAGAAGCCCUCCAUUCUCAUCCAGACCCUCCAGAAAAGUGAGCUGUCCCACCAAAACUCUUUGAGGAAACGUAACUCCAUGAGAAGGAAUAACUCAAUCCGGAGGAAUAACUCAAUCCGGAGGAAUAACUCUUCCUUCAUUGUGCCUAAAGUCCAGUUCAUAACGCCAGAAGGCAACCAAAACACCAUGGAAACAUGA
Molecule: messenger RNA, 1263 nt
Organism: Protobothrops mucrosquamatus (brown spotted pit viper)
Lineage: Eukaryota; Metazoa; Chordata; Lepidosauria; Squamata; Viperidae
Gene: KCNJ8
Product: potassium voltage-gated channel subfamily J member 8
Exons: 2
Coding region: 1-1263 (420 amino acids)
Biological process (GO): potassium ion import across plasma membrane; regulation of monoatomic ion transmembrane transport
Cellular component (GO): plasma membrane
Molecular function (GO): ATP-activated inward rectifier potassium channel activity
Source: RefSeq, a predicted model, not a curated record